ACGCGCACGCCGCGUGCCGGGCCGUCGAGGCCACGCGCGCCGUCGCGUGAUCGCGAUUCGUUGUUGUUUUGCGUCAGGUUCCGAGCUGUGCACGUGCUCGUUUCUCGUGCGUGCACCUAGUGUGUGCUCAGGUGACCCUUCAGUCCAUGCGAUGUAACCGAAAAGCGCAUGGCGCCGGCGUGAAAGUCGUGUUCUUCGCCGCGUGUGGAAUCUUGUUAGCGCGUUCUGCGUUUCGCGCGCCUCUUGCUUUGGUCAGUCCGGUCGCGCUGUGCGCAGCCGGCCGUUAGUGUAGAUAGUAAGUCGUUAGUAGUGUAAGAGCGUUCCCCCUUGCGAGGGGAUUUCAAUAAAGACGAUGUUGUGAACCCCAUUGCACAAUUAUUGUUUUUCGCGCGGGGGUGAAGGACCCUCACGAUCCACUCCUGAACACGCACCAGGACGCGAGUGUCGCGUUCCUUUGGCGCUACGUGGGCGGUCGCCUAUGCCCCCAGCGGCGUUCGGCCGUGCAUAGGACAGGUGACCCCCACAGGUUUAAGGAAAAGAAAUCGCUGUUGUAGCACAUCAUUGGUCGAUUUUUACUGCUCACGCAUCGUUGGCGCGUAGAGCGGUUAGUUUUGAAUGGUCAAGAGAAAAUAAGGAAAAGAAAAAAGAAGUAUUCCUAUUAAUUACUUAAACAAGAAAAAUGGAUAUAGAUUACGAUAUGCUAGAAGAUGACGAUUUAGACGCAUACGAGUUAAUUGUUUACGGAAUACCGCGAAAUGUACAUAUGCGUAAUAAUUAUUUUGCAGAGUAUGAGGAAUUAAAUUUUUUUAGAAGAUUUAGGUUAAGGAAAGAAUCUGUUAUAAAUAUAUUAGAACAGAUUGAAAAUCAGUUACAAUAUACACAUAAUAGAAAUAAUUUGGUAACACCAAUGCAACAAUUAUUGAUUACUUUACGUCUUUAUGCAACGAAUGGUGUUUUAAUAACAAUGGGGACUAUGGUGGAAUGAACAAAUCAAUUGUAUCACGAAUAAUUGUUAGAGUAU
Molecule: messenger RNA, 1021 nt
Organism: Harpegnathos saltator (Jerdon's jumping ant)
Lineage: Eukaryota; Metazoa; Arthropoda; Insecta; Hymenoptera; Formicidae
Exons: 2
Coding region: 680-985 (101 amino acids)
Source: RefSeq, a predicted model, not a curated record